AUGACCAGAGACAUUCCCUUCUACUGCAACAAUGAGGACUCGGAUGUGGUAAGGCUUUUUGUGAUCAGACAUGGCCAAACAGAGCACAAUGUGCGGAAGAUCUUGCAGGGCCAUUUGGACACCGAUUUGAACCAAACAGGCCGGGACCAGGCUGAGAAGCUGGGGAAGCACCUGGCAGAAGGGAGCAUCAAGUUUGACUUGAUUGCGAGCAGCGAUUUGAAACGUUGCAGGCAGACCGUGGAGGCCAUGCUGGGGCACUGCGGCCACACGCCUCCUGUGACGUGCUACAAGGAAUUGAGGGAACGCUGCAUGGGCGUUAUCGAGGGUAUGCAUCUGGCAGACGCCGAGAAGUACGCUGAGGCGCAUGGCAGAGGCUCUUUCAGGGAUUUUGGAGAGAAACCCGAUGAGUUCCUGGCAAGACUGACGAGCGGAAUCAACUCGAUAGCUGAAUCGGCCGCAGAAAGCGGCCAAGUGAAGAAUAUGGCGGUUGUGAGCCACGGUGGGGCCAUCAGAACUCUUCUCAGAUGGCUCAAGUACGAGGAACACAAUGCACACAAUAUCAUCGUGUUCAACACCUCAGUCACAAUCAUCGACUACAUCAAACACACGGGACAGUACGUCGUGAGGCGUGUCGGCAUCACUCGGCACUUGGGAGACGGCGAAUUCAUAGUCAGCGACCUGAAGCUGCGUUGA
Torulaspora globosa is the source of this 693-nucleotide messenger RNA. Its product is annotated as phosphoglycerate mutase. The coding region runs from base 1 to 693 and encodes 230 amino acids. The transcript has a single exon. The record is from RefSeq and is a predicted model, not a curated record. Lineage: Eukaryota; Fungi; Ascomycota; Saccharomycetes; Saccharomycetales; Saccharomycetaceae. Gene Ontology annotation, cellular component: cytoplasm; cytosol. Gene Ontology annotation, molecular function: phosphatase activity.